CAGGAACCCCCCGGAGCCGCCUGGAGCCCAUGGACACGAUCUUCGUGAAGAACGUGCGGGAGGACGGGCCGGCGCACCGGGCGGGGCUGCGCACGGGUGACCGCCUGGUCAAGGUGAACGGGGAGAGCAUCAUCGGGAAGACGUACUCGCAGGUGAUCGCGCUGAUCCAGAACAGCGACGAUGUGCUGGAGCUCUCCAUCAUGCCCAAGGACGAGGACAUCCUCCAGCUGGCCUAUUCCCAGGACGCCUACCUGAAGGGCAACGAGCCGUACUCCGGGGGGGCUCAGAGCAUCCCCGAGCCCCCUCCCAUCUGCUACCCACGGAAAACCUACCCCUUCCAAGCCCGGGCUGCCGAGCCCUCCCCGAGCCAGCCGCCGGACCCCCGCGCCCCCCGCCCGGCCGCCGCCGGUCCCUCGUCCCCUCUGUGCUCCCGCGGCGACACCGGCGGCAGCCCCGCACACCGCCCCGAGGAGCCGCAGCCCGGGGGGCUCCCCCCGCACCCCACCGCGCCCCACGGGCCCCCCGGCUCCUUCUCCCGCCCCGCCAACCGUGUGCCCGGUCGGCAGGAGUGCCAGCAGGCGCUGUCGCGUUGGUUCUGCAGCCGGGAGCCGCGGCGCAGCGCCUCGGAGGAGCGGCGGCACGCCAUGCCCCGCUACCGCAGCGUGUCCCACGAUCGCCUCGGGGGCUCCGGGCCCUCGGCCGGCCGGGCUUGGCCCCACAGCGCCUCGCACGACACCCUGCUGCAGGCCAGCCGCGAGGGCUGGGCCCCCCGAGCCCGCUCCGACCAUUACCUGGCCAGGUACGGCCGCUCCAUGGAGGCGCUGGAGCCCGGCGCGCUGCUCUCGCCUCGCCUCGACCGCUCGGCGUGGUCCUCCUCCUCCUCCUCCUCGCGGGAGCCGGCGCCGGUGCACAAACACCCUUCGCAGCCCAACCUGCGGAGCGCGGACGAUUCGGGCUACAUCGGCUACCGCAGCUACAGCCCGUCCUUCCAGCGCCGCACCGGGCUGCUGCACGCCCUGUCCUGCCGCGACCCGACCUUCGGGGGGCUGCCCACCUUCAGCAUGGCGCAGCGGGCGGCGGUCCCGCUCAGCGACGCCGUGCCCAGCCCCGUCGCCCCCUCCGCCGCCAGCCCGGCGGGGCCCCGGGAGCCGCGGCCCGAGGAGCGCCGGGAGGAGGUGGUGCUGCGCCAGAAGCCGCCCACGGGCCGCAAGGUGCCCGCGCCGCUGAGGCAGAUGAAUUUCGUGUUCGCCGAAGGGGCGAAGGAGACGGACGUUUGCGACCCGGCCGCGGGUAGAGGGGACAGGACGGGCGGCGAGAGGCCGGGACGGAGAGUGGCUCCUCUGGCGGCCCCCGAGGAUUCGCUGGCGUCCAUCCCCUUCAUCGACGAACCCACCAGCCCCAGCAUCGACCUGAAGGCCAAGCACGUCCCGGCCUCCUCGGUGGUGUCCAGCGCCAUGAACUCUGCGCCCGCCGUGGCCACCAGCCCCGCCUCGCCCACCUUCGCCUUUGCCCUGUCCCGGCACUACUCCCAGGACUGCAGCAGCCUCAAGGCCGGCCGCCGCUCCUCCUACCUGCUGGCCAUCACCACCGAGCGCUCCAAGUCCUGCGACGACGGUCUGAACGCGUUUCGGGACGAGGGGAAGGUCCUCAGGAGGAUGCCCAGCCGGGUCCCCAGCCUCCGCAUGCUGAGGAGCUUCUUCACCGACGGGUCUCUGGACAGCCUGGGCACGUCCGAAGACGCCCGCUCCAAAAGACGCUCGACCUCCGACCUCUCGGACGUGCCGUUCAGCGCCGUGAGGAAGGAGGGCUGGCUCCACUGCAAGCAGAUCCUCACCAAAAAGGGGAAGAAGGUCGGUGGAGGCAUCCGGCAGUGGAAGCGCGUCUUCGCCGUGCUGCGCGCCCACUCGCUGUACCUGGGCAAGGACAGGCGGGAGGCGGCCACCUGCGCCCCGGCCCCAGGUGAGGAGGAGCCGCCGAUCAGCAUCCAAGCGUGCCUGGUGGACAUCUCCUACAGCGAGACCAAGAGGAAGCACGUCUUCCGCCUGACGACCGCUGACUUCUGUGAAUAUCUCUUUCAGGCAGAGGAUCGGGAAGACAUGCUGGCCUGGAUCAAAGUCAUCAGGGAGAACAGCAAGGCUGAGGGCGAGGACCCCGGUUUUGCCAGCCAAGCCCUUAUCAGCAAGAAGUUAAACGACUACCGGAAAGUGAGCGCUGCGGGCACCAAGCCCGACUCGUCGCCCAAGGGCCCUCGAGGGCUGGGGAUCCGAGCCGAGUUCCUGAAGCAGACGGGAACCAGCGCGCCCCGAUCCCCCAGGCAGGACGCGGCCGUCACAAAAGAUGAAAGCAGCUCCCAAAAAACCCCGUGGGGCAUCAACAUCAUGAAGAAGAACAAGAAAUCCGCCCCGCGCGCCUUCGGCGUGAGGCUGGAGGAUUGUCAGCCUGCCCCGGACAACAAGAACGUGCCCCUGAUCGUGGAGGCGUGCUGCAGGGUGGUGGAGGACCGGGGGCUGGAGUACAUGGGCAUCUACCGCGUGCCCGGCAACAACGCGGUGGUGUCCAGCCUGCAGGAGCAGCUCAACAAGGGAGCCACCGAGAUCAACCUGCAGGACGAGCGGUGGCAGGACCUGAACGUCAUCAGCAGCCUCUUGAAAUCCUUCUUCCGAAAGCUGCCCGAGCCGCUCUUCACCGACGAUAAAUACAACGACUUCAUCGAAGCCAACCGGAUCGAAGACGCCAGCGAGAGGAUGAGGACGCUGCGGAAGCUGAUCCGGGACCUGCCGGGCCACUACUACGAGACCCUCAAAUUCCUGGUGGGUCACCUGAAGACCAUCGCUGACCACUCGGAGAAGAACAAGAUGGAGCCCCGGAACCUGGCGCUGGUGUUCGGCCCCACGCUGGUGCGGACGUCGGAGGACAACAUGACCGACAUGGUGACGCACAUGCCCGACCGCUACAAGAUCGUGGAGACGCUCAUCCAGCACUCAGACUGGUUCUUCAGUGACAAGGAGGACAAGGGCGAGAAGACCCCCGUGGAUGAGAAGGAGGCUCAGUCCGUGCCCAACAUCGAGUACCUGCUGCCCAACAUCGGCAGGACCGCGGCGCCCGGCGACCCUGGGUCUGGCUCGACCCGCAGCGGCUCCGCCAAACCCAAGGGCACGUGGCCGUCGCGCAAAGCGCCGCCGCGCCGGGAGCUCCUCGCCAUCCCCUUCGCCUCGGCCGCCGCCCGCAAGAGGAAGAAGAGGAGAGAGGCCGAAGGCGUUGGGAGCAGCACCGACGACGACGCGGAGCGCAGGGACGGCCCGGGCCGGCGGCGGGAGCAGGAGGGACCCGCGGCGACGCCGGGAGAAGCCCCCCGCCACGCCGGCGCCCCGCCGGCGGCUCCCGGGACGGGACCGGAACGUUCCGCCGGCUCCGAGCCGGCUCCGGACGCCCGCUCCAUCGUGUCCGGCUACUCCACACUGUCCACCAUGGACCGCAGCCUGUGCUCCGAGGCGCGGUCGGCGGCCGGGAGCCGCGGGGACGAGGCGGACGACGAGCGCAGCGAGCUCAGCCACGUGGAGACGGACACGGAGAGCCGCGAGGGCGCCGGGCCGCGCCGGGCCGCGGCGGGGACGGGCCGCGACCACGAGCCGGCCCCGGGCCGCCCUUCCUUCAGCUCGCACCGCCUGAUCCAGUGCGACACGCUGGCCCGCAGGAGGCCGGCGCGGCCGCGGCCCGACGGAGACGCGGCGGAGGCCGGAGGCGACGAGCGGGGCCGGGCGGCGGCGGGGCUCCGGCAGCACCCGCGGGGCUCCGCCGAUGACGCGGGGGUCCGCCUGCGCCGGGCCCACUCCCCCGAGACCCGCCGCAGGAAGAGCGGCUGGCGCCGGCACACCGUGGUGGUGGCGCCCGGAGGCCUCAAGGACCUCAACUUCAACGAGUGGAAGGAACCGCGGGGCCUCGAGGGCGCGUCGGGGCCCUGUCGCGACAAGGACUCGGGGCUCAGCAGCCUGGAGUCCACCAAAGCCCGGCCGGCGGCCGCCGCUGCUGGCGCCGCUGGCACGGCCACCGAGAGCCCCCCGGGCAGCCCCGGAGCCCCCCUGCGCUUCCCGCAGUGUCUGUGACGCCCCCGGCCCGUGUUUAAUUUAAGGAUUGUCCCUUGUCGCCGUAUUUAAUCGUGCUCCGGACCGGCCGCUGUUGUUGUUUCACAGGUGCCGGGGGUCCCCGCGCCGUCGGGAGGGGACGA
Messenger RNA from Hirundo rustica (Barn swallow), 4225 nucleotides. RefSeq names its product Rho GTPase activating protein 23 (gene ARHGAP23). Gene Ontology annotation, molecular function: protein binding. The record is from RefSeq and is a predicted model, not a curated record. The transcript has 24 exons. The coding region runs from base 30 to 4103 and encodes 1357 amino acids. Lineage: Eukaryota; Metazoa; Chordata; Aves; Passeriformes; Hirundinidae. Gene Ontology annotation, biological process: signal transduction.